This is a messenger RNA of Prorocentrum cordatum, 1359 nucleotides long. The record is from the annotation of a GenBank genome assembly. Lineage: Eukaryota; Dinophyceae; Prorocentrales; Prorocentraceae.
AUGGCCCAUGAUGGCUGGCACAGCGGUGGUGGGAAGCCUCGACAGCAGUACCAAGAUCCGUGCCCGCACUGCAGGUACCGCUGGAACUUAAAGAACAACCACUGGUGCUUCCAGUGCACGGGGGCUCUGGUGGCGCAGCCUGAUGGUUCGAAGCGCCCGCUUGGGCAGUGGGCUUUUGGUCCGCCUCAGAUCUCGAACUCGCCGUUCCACGUUCAGCCAGCUGGGUCUCCCUUCGCCGACCCGACGCCGUCGCAGGCGGCAGCGGCAGCCGCCACGGGCUCAGGCAAGGGGCGUGGCAAGAAAGGCGCUCCUCCGCCGCCGCGGGGGAAGGCCAAGGCUAAGGCCGCCGCCUCCGCGGGCCAUGUCGACAGGCGUCCGUGGGUAUACCACCAGGGGUGGUACCCGUAUGGCGGCGCAGCAGUUCCGCUCGAGCCAGCCGAUCCGAUGGCGGCCCUGCGGGCCAAGCUUGGCGACGACGGCACCGAGGAGCUGGCAGUUGUGGAGGCGCUCCUCGCCAAGAAGGAAGCCCCGCCUCCUGCUGCACCGCGGCAGCCGCUCCUUGAGGAGGACGUCUCAGCCAAGGGGGUGGCGUGCCGUCGGGCCAAGUCCUGGCUCGAGCGCUGCUCUCUCAAGGUCUUGGAGGGUGAGGCGUGGCUGCAAGAGGCGCGUGAUGCUGAAGACCUUGCGGUCACGGCUGCGGUCGAGGCCAAGCGCUCGUGGGAGGAGGCCUGCGCGAAGCAGCUUCCUCAGCCAGCGGCGGCGCCACCCGCUGCUGCAGGUGCAUCGUCGCUCAACUUGUCCACGCUCCUUGGCGAAGACAGCGAGGUCGAAGGGCUCACCAUCGUCGACGGCCCGAUGUUCAGCGCGGAAGGCCUCGACCUCGACCCUGCGGACCUUCGCGAGAGGGAGCGAGUCAAGACCAACCUUGCGGCUGGCAUCAAGGCCGAGAUCUCCAAGGCGCUCGGCAUUCGAGCGGAGGCCAAGCAGGCGCCGCAGGCUCUGAGGGCGACGGCGGCGGCGCUCCUUCAACCGGUGCCGCUGACGGGCCUGAAGAAGUUCGAGCUGCUGCCAGGCGCACCGCCAAGGAGUCCUUUGACGCUACCCGAGCAGCGCAGCAGGGACUUUAGCAGGCCUACCUACCCUGGCUUGCCGUCGACCUUCUACGGUGACAUCUUCAUGGGCGCUGCGGAGGAGCUCGCCUUCGAUCCGCAGUCGUACCAAGCCAGCCUCUACAAGGUCACGCUGUACGAUGGGUGCCCUGCGCCGCAGUCUGGCGACAUUUUCCUGACUGAGGCGGAGGAGGCUCACUUCCUCCCCGUCUCUCAGCCCUUGUCGGGCAUUCUUCAGCUUAAGGAUCAG